CCCAUCCCAUCCCGAGUGGUUUGUAUCUGCAAGGUGUUCGUUUUGUGAUGGUUCGUGUACGUUCGUUCCCUGCAAGAGAGAGUGAAUGCCUUUGAAAUUGACUGGAAUUGUUGAAGAAGAUGGCAGCACUAGUAGACAAUGUGCCGAAUGUAAACAACAAUGCGGCCAUCUUGGAAUCAGGCAAUGAGUCCAAUGGCGUUAUACAAGCCUUACUUACUGAUCAAUACCAGAUCACUAUGGCAUAUGCCUACUGGAAAAGCAGCAAACAAGAUUGCAGAGCUGUUUUUGAUCUCUUCUUCCGUAAGAAUCCAUUCCGAGGAGAAUUCACCAUCUUUGCUGGUCUUGGAGAAUGUUUGAAAUUCUUGAAGGGUUUCAAAUUCACAGACUCGGAUAUUGUGUAUUUGCGCACCGUUCUACCGCCCUCUAUCGAGGUUGAAUUUCUGGACUAUCUGAAGUCGCUUGAUUGCUCCCGUAUUGAACUGUAUGCAAUCCCAGAAGGCUCUGUAGUGUUUCCAAGGGAACCAUUAUUACGUAUUGAAGGACCGCUGCCAUUGGUUCAACUCUUAGAAACCACUCUUCUCAAUCUGGUCAACUAUGCAAGUUUAGUAGCCACAAAUGCAGCCCGUUUCCGACUAGCAGCAGGACCCAACAAACAGCUUCUUGAGUUUGGACUGAGACGAGCGCAGGGACCAGACGGAGGUCUUUCUGCUAGUAAAUACAGCUAUAUGGGAGGUUUUGAUGGAACCAGUAAUGUCUUAGCAGGGAAGUUGUUUAACAUUCCAUUGAAAGGAACCAAUGCUCAUUCAUUAAUCAUGGCAUUUAGUCGCUUUGAUGACUUGAAAAAGAAGAUGAUCCAGCCUAAAGAUAAAUCUAAGGAGUGUGUUGAUCUUGCUGCAAUCUCGUUGACAUAUCUGACUAAAGUAUGUAAGCUAUUUAACAUCACAGCGACUCAUCAAGGAGAGCUAGCGGCCUUCAUUGCUUUUGCACUUGCAUUCCCGCAAUCAUUCCUCAUCCUGGUUGACACUUAUGAUGUUCUCAAAAGCGGUAUUGCUAAUUUUUGUGCAGUUGCCUUAGCUCUAAAUGAGGUAGGAUAUCAAUCUGUUGGAAUAAGAAUUGACAGCGGUGACUUAGCGUAUCAAUCUGUGAAGAUAAGAGACACCUUCAAGACAGUUGGCAAUGAGUUUGGAUUGCCCUGGUUCAAAGACCAAACAAUUGUUGCUAGUAAUGACAUCAAUGAAGACACUCUACUGUCUCUCAAACAACAGGGGAACUCAAUUGAUGCCUUUGGUAUUGGUACUCAUCUUGUGACAUGCCAGAGACAACCUGCACUCGGCUGUGUGUUUAAGUUGGUUCAAAUUGAUGACACACCUCGUAUUAAACUGAGUCAUGACAUUGAAAAAGUCACUCUACCUGGUAGGAAGCAGAUCUUUAGACUCUAUGGAGCUGAUGGUUUUGCUAUUGCUGACUUAAUGGCUCAAGUUCAUGAACCUUCGCCUGCCCUACAUGAAGAAGUGUUAUGUCGUCAUCCAUUUGAGGAGCUAACCAGAGUUAAUGUACAGCCAUCAAGAGUGGAACAUCUGCAUAAGAUCUUUAUGAAAGACGGACAGAUCUGCCAACCCUUACCAACUCUUACUGAGAUCCGAGCUUAUGUCCAGCAUGGGAUCCGUUCAAUCAGACCAGAUAUCAAAAGAGAACUUAACCCUACACCGUACAAGGUUUCUGUAAGCAGCAAUCUGUAUAACUUUCUCCAUGAUUUAUGGCAGGAGAGCUUACCUAUUGGUCUGCUUAGAUGAUGCAACACACUACAUACAUCAGAUACUAAAGCUUAUAGCUGCUACUACCCAAAGUGGAGUUACAUUGUAACACUUUGUGUGCAGCGAAGAUUAUACAAGUAUCAUUAGUGAGUGUACACUGCUAUAAAGUUUACUUCUGUGUGAUUCCAUCAAGCUUAAUGAGUCAUUUGUCAUAAAUAUCAGUAUACACCAAAACAUGCUGACGGGUUUAAAUUUACAAAAUAUUUGUUUUUUGUAAAUUUAAAAGCCAUUUUUUUACAACUUAUUUUAUGUUGGCAACUUCCUACUUUAUAAAUAACAUCAAAAAGGGGUUAAAAAUAGCAAUGAAAGAAAAUGUGCCAAUUUAUUUUCAAUUAACAACUCAACAUUAAACCCCUUUUUCUCAGUUGUAUUCUCUUGCUUGGUGUUUCUACUCUCACAACUUAAAAUUGAUCUAAAAAGUGUAAAAAAGCAUAGAUUAUGUAUCUACCAAGUGAAAGUGUCCUGAGUCAACAAUCGACUCAUUUUGCUUGCUCUCAUCACAUUUGUAUGCCCUUGAUUUGACAAUAAGUGCAAUUAACUAAGUGCAAGUAAAUCACCCUAAAGGUAUUACAGCGAGGUGGGGCCCCAGAGCCGAGGCCCCAAUGUUACUGAUGAUUGAUGGGCAAAAAGAGCCAAAGUAAUGAUCAGCUGCCAAUAAUUUAUUUUCAUAGGUUUUAGUUUCAAGUUUUUAAUAAUUCAAAGAUUGUAGAUCAUGUGAUUUGUUUGAGUUUACUAAACUAAAAACGUACUGCAUUUUAUUCCUAAAUUGAGAGUUGAAUUUUGGUGGAGGAAAUGAUUAAAUUACAUCAGUACUGAAGAAUUUGAAAAGUCAAUCAUCUUAAGUUGAUCAUUGCAAAAGGCGAAUGUAAUACAAAUACAUUAAAUUACAUCAGUACUGAAGAAUUUGAAAAGUCAAUCAUCUUAAGUUGAUCAUUGCAAAAGGGGAAUGUAAUACAAAUACAUUAAAUUACAUCAGUACUGAAGAAUUUGAAAAGUCAAUCAUCUUAAGUUGAUCAUUGCAAAAGGGGAAUGUAAUACAAAUACAUUAAAUUACAUCAGUACUGAAGAAUUUGAAAAGUCAAUCAUCUUAAGUUGAUCAUUGCAAAAAGGCGAAUGUAAUACAAAUACAUUUACAUGAGAUACACUUAAAAAUAAGAAGACAAGAAAAGAAAACAUUGUUUGAAUGGUGCAUAGAUUCUGUGUUGUAUAAUGCAACCAGUUAUUAAAGUGCCUUGGUCUUUUCUGCUCCUUGCUCUAUUAAAGGCAGUGGACACUAUUGGUAAUUACUCAAAAUAUUUAUUAGCAUAAAUCCUUUCUUGGUAACGAGU
This is a messenger RNA of Asterias rubens (European starfish), 3142 nucleotides long. RefSeq names its product nicotinate phosphoribosyltransferase-like. Lineage: Eukaryota; Metazoa; Echinodermata; Asteroidea; Forcipulatida; Asteriidae. The coding region runs from base 120 to 1793 and encodes 557 amino acids. Gene Ontology annotation, biological process: NAD+ biosynthetic process. The transcript is spliced from 14 exons. The record is from RefSeq and is a predicted model, not a curated record. Gene Ontology annotation, molecular function: nicotinate phosphoribosyltransferase activity.